Molecule: messenger RNA, 300 nt
Organism: Puccinia triticina
Lineage: Eukaryota; Fungi; Basidiomycota; Pucciniomycetes; Pucciniales; Pucciniaceae
Exons: 3
Coding region: 1-300 (99 amino acids)
Source: RefSeq, a predicted model, not a curated record
AUGCCAAUGUAUGCCUGUCCUCACCUCGCUACGUGCGGCGAUCUCAAAUACAACAAGAAGGCGUGCAACAGUCAUUCUCGGCUCAGCGGGACUGCUGUAAAAAGACAUACGUUGAAUAGAAAAAUCCAUGGAAACUGUGGGCCCAAAUGUCCUGCAUACAAACUCAAUGUUCCCACCAACCUGCAAUACGCGAAAGGUCUCCGGAGACCCCAGGCUGCUUGUCAUUGGAAACGACUGAAAAAUCAUGGAUACUGCUGGGAACUCGAAUUGGGAUUAGGGCAAUCGCGUAUGGCCUCUUAG